Molecule: messenger RNA, 435 nt
Organism: Leishmania major strain Friedlin
Lineage: Eukaryota; Euglenozoa; Kinetoplastea; Trypanosomatida; Trypanosomatidae
Product: 40S ribosomal protein S14
Exons: 1
Coding region: 1-435 (144 amino acids)
Biological process (GO): maturation of SSU-rRNA from tricistronic rRNA transcript (SSU-rRNA, 5.8S rRNA, LSU-rRNA); ribosomal small subunit assembly; translation
Cellular component (GO): cytosolic small ribosomal subunit; ribosome
Molecular function (GO): small ribosomal subunit rRNA binding; mRNA 5'-UTR binding; structural constituent of ribosome
Source: RefSeq, a predicted model, not a curated record
AUGUCCAAGAAGCAGGAGGUUAAGGCGUACGGCCCGAACGUGAAGAAGGGCGACCUCGUUUACGGCGUCGUGCACAUCUUCGCCUCCUUCAAUGACACGUUUGUGCACGUGACGGACAUGUCCGGCCGCGAAACGUACGUGAAGGUUACCGGUGGCAUGAAGGUGAAGGCCGAUCGCGAUGAGUCUUCCCCCUACGCUGCGAUGAUGGCCGCCCAGGACGUCGUGGCGCGCUGCAAGGAGUGCGGAAUCAACGCCCUGCACGUCAAGAUGCGCGCCGUCGGUGGUGUGCGCACCAAGUCCCCUGGCCCUGGCGCCCAGGCCGCCCUCCGCGCGCUCGCCCGCGCCGGGAUGAAGAUUGGCCGCAUCGAGGAUGUCACCCCGAUCCCGACCGACUCCACCCGCCGCAAGGGUUCCCGCCGUGGUCGCCGCCUAUAA